Messenger RNA from Pelecanus crispus (Dalmatian pelican), 1195 nucleotides. The record is from RefSeq and is a predicted model, not a curated record. Lineage: Eukaryota; Metazoa; Chordata; Aves; Pelecaniformes; Pelecanidae.
GUGUGGUUUGAUGCUAACACUGACUACAAACUUAGCAGUGUGGAUGUCAGCAGUGACGGAUGAGUCUGUUCACAAAGCACAUUCAAAGUUGAAGAAGAACGUGACAGAUGAAAUCUUCAGAUGGCUCCUGAAAGUGGGAAUGAGAAGUAGCUCAGCUGAAGAAUGCAAUUGCAACAGCCAAAUCUGCCAGAUCUUCAAGAACGGCUACUUUUGGCUGUACCCCUUUAACAUUGAGUACAGUCUCUUUGCCUCUGCCAUGGUCUAUGUCAUGUGGAAGAACGUUGGACGCUUCAUAGACCACCACUCCCACCACAUCCACCACCUGAAGUUCAGGCUUUUCCGAAGGACCUUCUUUGUAGGCAUUGUGUUGGGCCUCAUCAUUCUGGUGAGUGGUUUGGGAGUCCUUAUUCUGUAUGAGGUGCAGGUAAAUUCCAGCACUGAAUCCAGUAAGAAGAGUCAAGCACUCACCAUGUACUACAUCUUCAACAUUGUUUGUCUGGGCAUGAUGUCUCUUGUCUGCAUUGGUGGCUCUGUCAUCUACCGGUUUGACAAGAGAGACAUGGAUCGGCACAAGAACCCAACCAGGACCCUGGAUGUGGCCCUACUGAUGGGUGCAGCCUUGGGGCAGUAUGCUAUUUCUUACUACUCCAUUGUGGCUAUUGUAGCCAGCACACCAAGGGACGCUAUCAGCGCACUCAACCUCACCUAUGCCCUCCUAAUGAUUGCUCAGCACACCUUCCAGAACAUCUUCAUUAUCGAAGGCCUUCAUCGGCAACCCCCCAAGGAAGACCACAAGCAUGAUUCUCACCAGAAGGAUCUCUAUGGACUCACCUUUGUCAACAUCAAUGCAGUGUCCCUCCGUGUGCCCGACAGUGGCAGCACCUUGGCCCCUAGCACUGCCUCUGGCACUGAAGCCACCCAUCCUUCUGACCUCGUGCGGUCCCUCACCGCCCCCAAGAAGAUGAACUGGAGGAGGAAGUUCUUGAGGGAGAUCUCCAUGUUCCUCCUGCUAAGCAAUAUCAUACUCUGGAUCAUGCCAGCCUUUGGUGCCCGGCCCCAGUUUGACAAUGACACAGAACUGAACUUCUAUGGCGAUUCCAUGUGGCCGGCCAUUGUGGACAUUUGCCUGCCCUUUGGGAUCUUCUACCGAAUGCAUGCAGUGGCCAGUUUGCUGGAGGUCUACAUCAUGUCCUAA